Ziziphus jujuba (common jujube) is the source of this 2735-nucleotide messenger RNA. RefSeq lists its product as uncharacterized. The record is from RefSeq and is a predicted model, not a curated record. Lineage: Eukaryota; Viridiplantae; Streptophyta; Magnoliopsida; Rosales; Rhamnaceae. The coding region runs from base 443 to 2584 and encodes 713 amino acids. The transcript is spliced from 13 exons. Gene Ontology annotation, molecular function: acyltransferase activity, transferring groups other than amino-acyl groups.
AAAAAAAAAAAGUAUAUAUCUCAAGUCUCAACAUUCAUGAUUAGCGCAAGAUAGUAAGAAAAAUUACAUCAAGUUAAUUUGCUACAUGGAUAGCUAAAUCGUAACUAUUAAAAAUUGUCCCAUAAAUAAAUAUUCUUUCCAAAAAAAAAAAAAGAAAGAAAAAAGAAAAAAGGGCACUUUUAGUCUAAUGGAAACUAAAAUGGGCAGUGGGUCCACGCGCAAAGCUUGUUUGAGAAGCUGCGAGAGAGUGUAGGCUAUAAUUUUCAAGAUACCCGCUCAUAAACCCGCCAAGGGAAAGAAAACUGGAAACGGAAAGACUAAAAUAUUCCACAAGGUUGAUGAUAUUUACGGAAAUACCUUCAUCUCCGCUAUUUAACAGACCAUAAAGAAAUUUCUUCUUCCCACUUUUUGCCAAUUCAAAUCAAUACGCACGAAAAACACCAUGGCGCCAAAGAAGACCGCACCUGCAGUUUCUCCCUCUCCAAUAGCAAUCGGCAAUUGCAAGGUUACAGUGGACGCUCGCAAUUUCAGUUUCGAAUCCCACCCAAAUAGCCUUCAAAUCUCCGUUUCCAGAAGUGCCAAAAUCAACAUUUCAGUGAGAGAAGAGAUAAUAAAUAGAAAGAAUGAUGAUGAUAAUACCAGGCUUAUUAAAUCUGGAGAAACAGAGGAGUUGGAGAGAGAUCAUUCUCAUGAGGAUGAGUUCUUGUUCGUGCUUGUUAAUCCUAAAGAUGUCAAUCACUCUACCAAAUCCCACCUUCAGUGGGUUUUGCAGGAAGUACUUAAAUUGUACACGAGGGAACUUCCCACCAUGAAUUUUGCGGCAAAUACUGGGAAGCAAUCAAUGUUCUUGGAAAGAUGUGUAAUGAAUGGGAAAUAUUGCACCCUGCUUUUGAAAUCCCCUGGAGAGGUUAUAGCUGCAAUUACUUAUCAAAUAGUUCCUGCUGACACACAAUAUGCUGAGAUUCCACUGGCUGCUGUUAGUUCAAUCUACCAACACAAGGGAUUUGGUUGCUUCUUGUUCAUGGAACUAAGAAAGAGACUUCAGAGUGUAGGCAUAUGCACAAUAUUCUGUUGGGGAGACAAGGAGUCUGAAGGAUUUUGGCAUAAACAGGGUUUUGUAUCAGUGGCAGAGGUGGAUACCAAGGGUAGAGCUCGCAGGUUACCGAUUAAAGCUGACAUUCGCAGAGCAUUAUGCUUCCCUGGUGGUUCAACUCUCAUGGUUUCUCAUCUGAACCGUGAUAUUUCAGCUAACUCUACAUAUCCUUUGAAAACAGGUUUUCCAUUAAAGCCUAAUGGGAAAUAUUUGCCAGCUGCUGCUGUUGAAAUUAAAUAUCCUGCAUUAUCUAAAGAUGGUUACAGCAACAUAGAUCCACCAAAACAAAUUACUUCAGUAUCUGAAAAUUCUCAGCCUGUAGGAUCAAUAAAGAACCAUGUUCUUUCCGGAGAACGCAAUAAAUUGGAUGGUUCUUUGUGUCUAGUUGAAAUACAGGGUUACAGGAACUCAGUUCCUUUUGCAGGAGGGAAUUCUGACAAAUUGGUUACUGGAAUGGAAUUAUCAUUGCCAGUCAAUUGUGAGGAAUCUGGCCAUGAGAACACAAGUGGCAGAUUGGAAGAAACCGUGCAAGAGACUGGAGCUGAUUUUGACAGCAAAUAUUUUUCUUUUCCUACUCAAGAUUCACGUGCAAAGAGGAGGGUUUGGGAAUCUUCGUUAUCAUCAUUGAAGUCAAAAAAAGUAAAGGGGAGCCACCUAGUUGGAUGCCAUUGUGGGUCUAACUGUGAUAUAGUUUGUGAGAGUGAUGGAUAUUAUUCUUGUUUUCAAAGAUGCACCCUGGACGGUUCAAAGAAUGAUAAAUUGGUUGGACUUCCUCCUAUAAAUACUUUGACUGGCAGUAGUGAAGAGAAGAUUGCUCAAGGCUGUGAUGCUGGCAAUCUAACAACAGAAGCUCCAAUCAGGAAAGAAUUUCACUCUCAAAGGCAAUGUUAUAAAAUCAUGUUAAUGAACAUUGCAGAUGAUACCAAAAAAGCACAUCUCACAAAGGUAAUUGAAGAUCUUGGUGGUAGUGUUACCUCCGAUGGAAAUACAUGUACACAUGUUAUCACAGGAAAAGUGAGAAAAACCUUGAAUUUCUGUACCGCUCUCUGUUCAGGUGCUUGGAUAAUCUCAGCAUGCUGGCUAAAAGAAAGCUUCCGGCAAGGCAGAUUUGUGGAUGAGUUACCAUAUUUAUUAAAUGAUGAAGAGUAUGCGGCGAAGUAUAGAACUGAGAUGAGAGCUGCAGUUCUCAAAGCAAAAGAAAGUCCUGGAGCGUUGCUUAAAGGGUAUAAUGUUUGCAUAGCUACUCAUGUUCAACCCCCGGCCAGGACUUUAUCUGCCAUUGUUAAGUCUGCUGGUGGAGAUGUCAUUGGUGGAUUGAAGAAAGUAAAGGAACCAUCAAGGACAAUAUUUGUGGCAUGUGAAGAGGACAUGGAAGAAGCAAGGUUUGCUGUUAAAAAGGGUAUAUGGACUUUCAGCAGUGAUUGGCUUAUGAACUGUGUCAUGAGCCAAGAACUCGAUUUGGAGGCACCCCAGUUCGCAGAGUCUCUUUAAGGAGACACUAAUUUUAUUACCUAUUUGUUGAUCAUUUGGGUGUAUAUAAAAUUUUCUGGUCUCAAAUUCUAUUUCAUACUAAAUAGGUGAUCAUAAAGAGAAACUUUGACUUCAAGAAACGUUUUAUGCUUUUUGAGAGGCACUUCAUUGA